CCCACUCCUUCAUCAGGAUGCCCUUGUGUUCCUCUGGACUGAAGCCAAGGUGCUCCUCCCACCCUUCUCAUCUUGGAAGCCAAGCCCCUUUUGUAAUCUGCAUAAAGUCCACAGCUCAGGGAUCUGGUGACUGCAGAAACUGGCCUUCCACUUGCUGUCACCUGGAAUCCAAGCUACGGACCCAGGCUCCUCCAAGGACUGAGGCCACCAUGGCUCAGGAGAAGUCCCUCAUCCUGUUCUCAGUGCUAGCCCUGGUGCUGUUGGUGCUGGGGAGGGUCCAGCCUUCCCUGGGCAAGGAAUCUAGGGCCAUGAAGUUCCAGCGGCAGCAUAUGGACCCUGACAGCGACCCCAGCAACAACUCCAGCUACUGCAACCAAAUGAUGAGGCGCCGGAAAAUGACAGAGGGAAGGUGCAAGCCAGUGAACACCUUUGUGCACGAGCCUCUGGUGGAUGUCCAGGCCAUUUGCCUCCAGGGAAACAUCACCUGUAAGAAUGGACAGUCCAACUGUCACAAGAGCAGCUCCAGCAUGCACAUCACGGAGUGUCGCGUGACAAAUGGCUCCAGAUAUCCCAACUGUGCAUACCACACCAGCCAGAAAGAGAAGCAGAUCAUUGUGGCCUGUGAGGGAAACCCGUCUGUGCCGGUCCACUUUGACGCUUCAGUGUAGGUCUCCACCGAAAAUCAGAGCACCUGCCUCUCCCCUCUUCCUUCCUAGCACUGAGGGAAAUAACUCAAGUUAGGGCUUCUGUCCAUCACACACAUGCUUCCCUGGCCUGAGACUUGCCCCUUUGUAGUUGGGUGAUGAAGAGAAGGUUGUGAGGUGGGCCCCAUGUUAACCGCUUUGCUUCCUCUUUCUGCUUACUGUGAAUGUGACUGCUUCUCUGUCAGAGGGUGAGAACUGUUAAUCCGGUUAACUUUGGUGAGCAGUGAAUAGAAUCAUUAAAUGCUUCCUCUUCUGACUCUCGUCUUUUAAAGAUAAUUUUCUUUUGAGAUCAUUUGUUUUUUUUUUCAUGUAGAUUGCUUGUUGCCAAACAGAAACUGUAAGUGAUGUGGGGGAAAGACUAUUCCAUGAUAUGACCCCUGUCCCGUGAGCUGCACUUGGGCCAGAACAGAAAUGGCUUCCCAUAAGCCUCCCAGAGGUGUCUGAUCAUAACUGAUGUUCAUUCUGACAUAAAUCACGGCCCCUCCCCUGGCUCCUGUGAAUUGCUACUUCCUGGAAGAGGCCAUUGUCCUGACCUGGUUAAGCAUGUAAAGUGAUUUCUGUACCUGGUAGCAUUCAUGUACUAGUAUCCGAGAUUAUCCCUCCACCCCUUUUAUCCUGUGUAAUUCUUUGACACCUGUCAGGUGCCGAGGGCCUCCACUCUGUCUUGGAGCCAACCAAGAUGUGUCUUGUGUGUACAU
Messenger RNA from Molossus molossus (Pallas's mastiff bat), 1402 nucleotides. Its product is annotated as ribonuclease pancreatic-like. The coding region runs from base 18 to 668 and encodes 216 amino acids. Gene Ontology annotation, molecular function: RNA nuclease activity; nucleic acid binding. Lineage: Eukaryota; Metazoa; Chordata; Mammalia; Chiroptera; Molossidae. The transcript is spliced from 2 exons. The record is from RefSeq and is a predicted model, not a curated record.